GGGAGGGGUGAAAAAGUUGCUGUGUCUCAAAUCGACAAUUGAGCAUCACAUGACAGUCUUAUGUCUAGCAAAUGCAUGUGCUGAUAAUCAGAUCUCUCCUACACAAGUGAAACAAAACCUUAAUUUAGGAAUCUGCUCACGUCAGUUUGAGAGGGAGGGGUUUGGGGUCUGUUGCUGCUGAUGCUGUGGUGUGGAUAUUGCGUUUAUCUUUCUUCUAGUCAUCGCUGCCUUCACUUCGUGCUUGUCAACACCGGCGGCAUUCGCGCCCUAGAUGGCUGCACUUGGCAGUCCUUUGUGAGAUUAUUUUCCCGAGGAUUUUUGACCUAUAAGUAAACCAUGACUGACCCAACGACACAAGAUUCCUUCCCCGUCCCGGAUCCCACAAUCGUGGAUCCUUCAGCUGUAAGAAACGGCGGAUGCGCUCCGGAGGCGAACCUAUCCAAAAGACCGAGUCAGGGCGAUCCUUUCAGUAUGGACCGGGACCAAGAGAUGAAAAUCACGGACAGUGUUGAGGGACAAGGCCUGCUGGAAAGCAGCAUGCGACUAAAGCCCCACGAGGCUCAAAACUACAGGAAGAAGGCAUUGUGGGUGUCUUGGAUCUCCAUCGUGGUGACACUCAUCCUGGCAGUGGCAGCCUUCACUGUUUCGUUCAUGAGACACAGCGCAUCAGCAUUUGGAUUUGCAUUUGACGCCACGUUGGACGUGCUAUCUUCGAUUAUCGUGCUGUGGCGCUAUAGCAAUGCCGCAGCUGUCCACUCCGCCCAUAGGGAGUACAUAGCGUGCGUGGUCCUUGGGGUGGUCUUCAUCUUGUCCUCCCUGUGUAUUCUAGGAAAAGCAAUCCAUGACCUGGCCACCAAGCUGCUUCCAGAAGUGGAUGACUUCCUCUUCAGUGUGUCUAUUGUCAGUGGGAUUGUAUGUAUCAUCCUGGCUGUGUUCAAGUUCCUGCUGGGGAGAGUGCUGACCAGUAGAGCCCUCAUCACUGACGCUUUUAACUCCAUGGUGGGGGGCAUCAUGGGUUUCUCCAUCCUCAUCAGUGCUGAGGUGUUCAGACACCACCCUGACGUCUGGUACCUGGACGGAUCCAUCGGCGUCAUCAUCGGACUCAUCAUCCUCGCUUACGGUGUCAAACUGCUCCUGGACAUGGUACCCCGGGUGAGACAAACCAGGAACUACGAACGCUUUGAGUGAACGCUCCUAGGACCAGGGUUACACCUGAUGCACCCCCUUCCCCUUCCCCUCCCCGCCCCUCCUCUCUUUCUAUCUCACAAACACACACACACACACACACACACACACACACACACACACACACACACACAUACACACCCUAGCCUGGAGAGACUCUGAGGGCAAAAUAGUAAAAGACAUUAUGAUGUUGUUGGCGUGUUGGCCAACCUGUCAAUCAAGGUUUUCCCACCUAGCCACCCCCUUCUAACUAUUUGUCUUUACCUCCUGUCCCAUCAUUAUUACUAUCCAGAAAGAGGGAAUGAAGAGGUGAGAAAAAGGAUUACGAAGAGGCUGGCAUUAAUGGCUGGUCCAGAGCGAUCAGCAUUUGUUUGCCAUGUGUAUCUGAACCCACUGCUGUUGCUAAGCGACCUAGAACCCCUGGCAUUUUGAGAGGCACAAGAUCCUUUUCAUAUUGCCCAAACCUUUUUUAUGUUCCAACCCUGAUUAGUAUAAACUUCUGUGACUUUCAAAAUCCCUAUGCAUUGUUAGAAUCUGAAUAAUUUAUAAUGGUGGAAUCAUGCCACUACUUUCUGCCCUUGUCUGUUUUCACAGAUCUCUAUGGUUCUGUGUGUGAGUCUCCAUUGCUCUUUGAGAUUAGAAGCUACAGUUGAAGUCCUAAGUUUACAUACACUUAGGUUGGAGUCAUUAAAACUCGUUUUUCAACCACUCCACAAAUUUCUUGCUAACAAACUAU
Molecule: messenger RNA, 1921 nt
Organism: Oncorhynchus kisutch (coho salmon)
Lineage: Eukaryota; Metazoa; Chordata; Actinopteri; Salmoniformes; Salmonidae
Product: transmembrane protein 163
Exons: 8
Coding region: 337-1188 (283 amino acids)
Cellular component (GO): synaptic vesicle membrane
Molecular function (GO): zinc ion binding
Source: RefSeq, a predicted model, not a curated record